AUGCCGCUUCGAUCUACGUUCAAUAACCCAGCAGCCAUUGUUGGUGAAAUAUUCAGGGAGGCUGGAACUGCCUUCAAUAAACUGUCAGAGAUGACAAUGUUAUUGCAUCCUAUGGGGGAUACACAACCUGGUGGCAAAUGGACUGAUGAAGAAAUUGAAAUGCUUCGAAGCUGUGUUCAUCGGUUUGCUGUUGAUUUGAAUAAGCUAAGUCAGCACAUUAAAAGUAGGACUGUUUCUCAAAUCCGCACAACACUGAAGAAAAAAGCGUUUGAAGACGCAGGUAUACCAGUGAGGCAGGUAAGCAGUACGAUCACAAGCCACCCGCAACAGGCACCACAGGUAUCCCUGAUGACCCAAUCCACGGGUUUAGGAAAAAACGCAGAGGUGACACUAAACAUGUUAAACGCGUCCGAAAACGAGGUGGACGUUGAGGGGUUGAGUGGGGACGUCAAGCUGGAGUUCGAAGGUAGCACAGACGAAGUGGCCACC
This is a messenger RNA of Brenthis ino (lesser marbled fritillary), 489 nucleotides long. NCBI's taxonomy places the organism in Eukaryota, Metazoa, Arthropoda, Insecta, Lepidoptera, Nymphalidae. The record is from the annotation of a GenBank genome assembly.